CUGGAUUUGAAUGUGCUCAGUCCUUUUUGUCUUUCAUUGUUCCAGAAUGCCGGUUCAGCGAGCCGUUCUGCUGGCGUGCGGAUCGUUCAAUCCCAUCACAAACAUGCAUCUGAGAAUGUUUGAACUCGGUCGCGAUGCGUUGCAAGCCACCGGUCGCUUCAAGGUCGUCGGCGGCGUCAUCUCGCCUGUCAACGACGGCUACAAGAAGGAUGGACUGCUGGCGGCGUCGCACCGGCUCGCAAUGUGCCGCGCUUCCGUCGCAAACUCGACCUGGAUUCGCACGGAUGACUGGGAACUCACCAACCCCGAGUGGCAGCGCACCGUGUCUGUCCUGCGACACGUUCGAGCCCAAGUCAACGAAGGCGUCAGCGCAGAAGACCAGAUUCGUGUCAAGUUGCUCUGCGGCGCAGAUUUGCUCGAGUCGUUCGCGACGCCUGGACUCUGGGCAGUGGAGGAUCUGCUCGAAAUUGUCGGCGAGUUUGGCAUUGUGUGCAUCACUCGCAUGCCCUCAGAUCCGUUCAAGUUCAUUUACGAGUCGGAUUUGCUUCAUGCGCAUUCGCACAACAUCACUAUCGUGCACGAGCACAUCCGGAAUGAAAUCAGCUCGACUCACAUUCGCCGCCACAUCCGACGAGGUCUAUCGGUGCGCUAUCUGAUUCCAGACGCGGCAUUGGAUUACAUCCAACAGAACAACCUGUAUUUGGAGGCCAAGUCGCAACUGUAGCGACUGGAAAAUGUCGCAAAUACACAAAACGCAAAACUGUGCUGACAUGAACACGUCAAAGGCACAGAGUUUAUCGAGCGGAUAAGAUGAAUAUUAAUCAACAAAAGCACAAAAAACACCACAAGCAAACAGCCAAAAAAAAUACACACAACAGAACUACAGUAGA
Molecule: messenger RNA, 890 nt
Organism: Capsaspora owczarzaki ATCC 30864
Lineage: Eukaryota; Filasterea; Ministeriida; Capsasporidae
Product: nicotinate nucleotide adenylyltransferase
Exons: 7
Coding region: 11-724 (237 amino acids)
Biological process (GO): NAD+ biosynthetic process
Molecular function (GO): nicotinamide-nucleotide adenylyltransferase activity; nicotinate-nucleotide adenylyltransferase activity
Source: RefSeq, a predicted model, not a curated record